Messenger RNA from Chara braunii, 800 nucleotides. Lineage: Eukaryota; Viridiplantae; Streptophyta; Charophyceae; Charales; Characeae. The record is from the annotation of a GenBank genome assembly.
GAUUGGAUACUUGUUUUUUCGUUUCUUUUUUUGAUUGGUUGAUUGAUUUGAUUUGAUUGAUUGAUUGAUUGAUUUGAUUGAUUGAUUGAUUGAUCGAUUGAUCGAUUGAUUGAUUGAUUGAUUGAUUGAUUGAUUGAUUGAUUGAUUCAUCGAUUGAUUGGUUGAUUAAAAAAAAAAAAAAGUGGGUCACCUCGUUCGUAUAUAGAUGUGCAAAUCGAUUCGGCGGAGGAGGAUGAGGAGGAGAGGGAGGACGAGCAGUUGGAGAGGAGGGGGGAGGAGGUGGACAGGGAAGAGGAAGAGGACAAAGAAGAGGCGGAGGAGGACGAGGAGAAUAGGGAGGAUGAGGAGGGGUAGGAGAGGAGGAGGGAGGAGGGAGGAGGUGGACAAGGAGGAGGAGGAGGCAAAAGGGGGGACAGGGGAGAAGGGCGCCGGCUGGGAGAAGGAAAGGGUCAAGGAGGAGGAGGAAGAGGAGAAAAAUGAGGAGGAAAGGGCCGAUGCUGGCGAGGAGGAGGAGGAGGAGGAGGAGGAGGAUGACGAGGAGGAGGACGCAGAAGAGGAGGAGGAGGAGGAAGAGAACGAGGAUGACGAGAGGGAGGAGGACGAAGAAGAGGCGGAGGAGGACUAAGAGGAAAGGAAGGAGAAGGAGGAGGGGAGGAGGAGGGAGGAGGUGGACAGACAGGAGGAGGUGGCAAAAGGUGGGAAGAGGUGAACGAGGAUGCGCGCAAACAUUUUUUUUUUUGAUAUUUUUUAGAGCUCUUUUAAUGUCCAUCCGGAUUUCCGGAUAAACCAGAUGCCGAAUG